GAAGAGAGUAAAGUGUACGCAGUUCAUACCACUACAUCAGAUAAAGUAGAGAGAUUGUUUCAAUAGACUCUCGGCUCAUGAUAAAUUACAGUAUAUCAAGCAGUAUAUCAAGCAGAGAACAUAAAAACAAACAACAAAAUACGGUAACACGCCACUAUAUGAUAGAAGAAUCAACCCUCUUUAGGUUGAUUGAGUCCUUCAUGACAUCAUGUCUCUUACUAAUAAAUACUAAGCUAACUUCAAAUAAUUAACUACAUAUCCUUUUCUUCAAUCUCUCAAAUUCUUUCUUCUUCCUCUAUCCACAAAAAGUCAAAAUUAAAUUAAACCCUCCAUUUUUUUUUUCUCCACCAUGAACAACACAACUAUAGAAGAUGGUGAAAGACCUAAUGAUAUUGAAUUAAGUGAUAAAACUUUUGCCAAGAAUUAUGGCUAUGGAAUUGGACUUGCACUUGGAAUCCUAAUAUUAUUUUCAGUCAUGGCUUAUUUAUUUAUUCGAUUGCGAUCGCACAACAAUUCUAACGUGCCUAAUAAUCCAUCAUCUUCUUCUCAUGGUAACUCCAAUAAUAUGGCCACUAGUACUAUUGAUAAUGAGUUGGUUUUUGUUCAACAAGGUAUUGUUGAUGAAGAAAUUUUGAGAAAUUAUCCAAAGUUAUUGUAUUCUCAAGCAAAAGUUCAUUAUCACAAAGAGGAUAACAAUAACAAUAUUGAUGAUGAUGAUGUUGCUUCUGGAUGUUCAAUUUGUUUGGGUGAUUAUAAAGACAAUGAUAUGUUAAGGUUAUUGUCAAAUUGUGGACAUAUAUUUCAUGUCAAAUGUAUUGACCCUUGGCUAAGGCUUCAUUCAACUUGCCCUAUUUGUAGAAAUUCUCCAAUACCAACUCCAUAUUUGUAAUAAGGUGAUUAUUUUUUUUUUAAUCAUUCGGUAUUUGAAACUUUAUGUUAUGUUCGCGUUUGUGAUGAGCAAAUUCUACUGAAGGGAAAACACUCUCUACCAAAAUUUAUUCGUUUUUAUGGCUUGAACCAACACUUCUGAUUAAGGAUAAAGGAAUCUCAUUUGUCCCACCACGGAGUCAUCAACCAUUUUAUUCAAGAGGAUAUAUGGUUUCCCUUCCUUUUUUUUUUGGUUGUAAAAAAUGCAAAUGACAACACAAUUUAGGUUAUUUAGAUGUAGGGAUAUUAAGUAAAUACUACCAAAGGGAAUAUAAUUUUGGCAAAAUGCCAUCUUCAAUUUUUUUUUUGUCCAUUUGUGUUAGUAAUUUUAUAUUCAAACAAGCAUAAAUUAUACCUAGAUUUGUCCCUUUGUGUCCCUCUAUUUUUUUCUUACAAAGAUUUUGUACUCUUCUUAAGAAAUAUAUUUAGUAACUUUAGAUUUGUCUUUUAUUUAAAUGUUUCACUUAAUUAACAUUCUAUCGACG
Molecule: messenger RNA, 1412 nt
Organism: Capsicum annuum
Lineage: Eukaryota; Viridiplantae; Streptophyta; Magnoliopsida; Solanales; Solanaceae
Product: putative RING-H2 finger protein ATL71
Exons: 1
Coding region: 350-889 (179 amino acids)
Source: RefSeq, a predicted model, not a curated record